AUGAACGCCGCCGCCGGCGCCAGCGGAUGCCGGGCGCUCGUCCCGGGGCUGGCCGGGCGCCUCGCUCGGACGCGGUCGGGCUCAUCUCGGCUGCGCGCCAAGACGGCCCCGCCGCCGGAGCGGCCCCGGGCCGUCGCCUCGGCAGUGCAGCGAUCGGCAGGCAAGGCGAUGCAGCUGGCUCUCGGGGGCUCUUGCCCCGCAGCCGACCAUCUUGCGCGGCGCAGUGGGCCAGUGGCGCUCAUGCCGGCUGGAUCGGCCUGGGGGCCAUGGGCUACCCCAUGGCGGCCCACGCGGCCCGCCAGGUCGCCGCCGCGGGCGGCGGCUCGCAGCUCCGCGUCUGGAACCGCACGGCCAGCCGGGCCGCCGAGCACGCCGCGGAGCACGGCAGC
Prorocentrum cordatum is the source of this 389-nucleotide messenger RNA. The record is from the annotation of a GenBank genome assembly. Lineage: Eukaryota; Dinophyceae; Prorocentrales; Prorocentraceae.